Closterium sp. Naga37s-1 is the source of this 765-nucleotide messenger RNA. The record is from the annotation of a GenBank genome assembly. NCBI's taxonomy places the organism in Eukaryota, Viridiplantae, Streptophyta, Zygnematophyceae, Desmidiales, Closteriaceae.
AUGGGGUCGCACACGCUCAACGCGCCGGUGCGCGUCUUCUCGUGGACCUCCCGUGUUUUCGAGCUCGUCUUCCUCGCUCUCCUCAUCACCUUCUGCGUCUACUUCUCCAAGGACAAAACAGACCCCUCGCUCGCCGUGUAUGGCGGAAUGUCUGGUUGCUACAACUGCGACAACGGGUGGAACUGGCACGUGCUGCUCAUGGGCAUCGCCUUCGGCAUCGCCAUGACCGAAUCCGUUCUCGCCUUCUGCUCCAGCUCUCUCAGGGCGAACGGGUACGCCAAGUGGGUGCACCUGGCGUGGCAGGCGAUCGCGCUGAUCCUAGCGGCAGCGGGGCUGGCGUCUAUCAUCGUGGCCAAGAACUAUUCAGACAGCAAGCACAUGUACUCUGUGCAUGCCUACUGUGGGGUGCUCACCCUCGCGCUCUUCGUUAUCCAGUUCUUCUGGGGCCUGUGCGCGUUCGUUCUCUUCAGGAGCCGCCUGUCCGAAGCAACGCGGUACCAGAUGGGCACCUACCACAUCCUGCUUGGGAAGCUCACUUACUACGCUGGCAUCGGCACGUGCGUGAACGGGUUCGCGGACAUGCAGAUGAUGAUGGUGGAUUCAGGGCAGCCGUCGUACGACAGUUCGACCAUGGCUCAGAGCUGGGCCGCCGUCUUCCUCUGGUUCACCUCGGCUGCUGUGUUCUGCGCCAUGACAACUUCCAGGACCGCGGAGGUCGUCACUGACUCUGAAGAGAAGGAUGCUGAGAAUAAUGUCGCAGUGUAG